Messenger RNA from Peronospora matthiolae, 537 nucleotides. NCBI's taxonomy places the organism in Eukaryota, Oomycota, Peronosporomycetes, Peronosporales, Peronosporaceae. The record is from the annotation of a GenBank genome assembly.
AUGGAGAUCAAGAACGACCGUAAGACGGGAAUGGUGACUGUACAACAAACCAAGUUUCUCAAGUCCGUGUUAACAAAGUUCGGAAUGGAUAACAGCAAGCCAGUGAAGACGCCUCAAGAUCCCGGCCUGAAGCUAACCAAGAACAUGUGUGACCAAGAAUGCAAGCACGAAGACACCAUGUGCAACGUGCCAUAUCGAAGUGCUGUCGGAGGCAUCAUGUAUCUCAUGGUCGCCACACGUCCGGAUCUAGCUGCUGCAGUGGGAUCAUUAUCCCAGUUCUCGUCCGACCCAUGCCCGACUCACUGGCAAGCUUUGAAGCGUGUGCUGAGAUACCUGCAAGCAACGCCCAAUCAUGGUCUUGAGUUUACACGUGAAGAAGGAAGCCGUAUCUGCGGGUACACCGACGCAGACUGGGCCGGCGACAUUGAGUCAAGACGAAGUACAAGCGGCUAUGUGUUCAUGAUGAGCGGAGGAUGCAUCAGCUGGAAAAGACAGAAACAACGGACGGUCGCGCUGUUGAAAAGACAGCGGCUGUGA